CAUAUAAGAUAUAAAACAUCAAAAAUGAUAAGAGGGUUCGCACACGAUUAUAAAAGUCGCUUUGUCCCUUUAUAUUACCAGUUAACGAUUAAUUAAGCACCAAGAGCAAAUACAGAGGAAGAAGUAAAUCAACGUUCGUUUUUCAUCAUGAAAGGAGAGAUUGCGAUAAUAGUCGCGUUUGCGGCUGUCAUGGUUACGGCCUAUUACCCUGGAGACACACCAAUACUGCCGGUUCCAACGACCUGUCCAGAUGAGGACCCCCUAGAUCGAACGGUGCAUUUGGCACAUUAUGAUUGCGAAAAAUUUUACAAAUGCUUAGCCGGGGAAAAGAUUGAAAUGACAUGCCCACUCAUGGACAGAACACGAAGAUUGCACUUCAACAAAAUCUUACAAGUUUGCGAUUACCCGUCAAGAGCCGGUUGUAUCGGAUCUGUAACUCCAUCGACGCAAACGCCACCGACACAACCUCCACCGACGCAGACGCCGCCGAUUCCGAUGCCUACAACCUGCCUGAAUGUCCCAAAUAACACAUUGAUCCCACACGAGAAACGUUGCCACUUGUACUACAGGUGUAACGGUAAAGGGCAAGGUCGUCUCGAAAGAUGCGAAGAAGGAUAUACUUACAAUCCGAUAGAACAUAUAUGCGAUAAGUCUGGCAUAUGCUUACUCACAGAUAUUUGCAAGGAUUACAGAGAUGUAAACGAGGUAUAUAUCGCCGAUCCUGUGUCCUGCCAAUCCGUUUAUGUUUGUAACGAAAUAGAUACGGUGAAAUUGUAUUGCGGAAACGGCUCAGAAUGGAGCAAAGAACAAAAGAAGUGUUUGCCAGCUAAUCAGGCAAAUUGUAAGGUGUAAUUAGAACCGACAUAUUUGUCCAACUUGUACAUCUUAGAAUAAGGCAUAUUCUGUAUUUAAUGUUUUAUUCGUCGAUUAUUUCUCAUAUAACUUAUUAAAUGUUCCACGUUCGCUCUUACAACGUUUGAUUUAAUACAAUAUUUUCGAUAUGAAUAAAUAUUGUACAGGCAUCAUA
Molecule: messenger RNA, 1027 nt
Organism: Vespa velutina
Lineage: Eukaryota; Metazoa; Arthropoda; Insecta; Hymenoptera; Vespidae
Product: peritrophin-1-like
Exons: 2
Coding region: 148-852 (234 amino acids)
Cellular component (GO): extracellular region
Molecular function (GO): chitin binding
Source: RefSeq, a predicted model, not a curated record